Messenger RNA from Glarea lozoyensis ATCC 20868, 1251 nucleotides. Its product is annotated as alpha/beta-Hydrolase. NCBI's taxonomy places the organism in Eukaryota, Fungi, Ascomycota, Leotiomycetes, Helotiales, Helotiaceae. Gene Ontology annotation, biological process: epoxide metabolic process. The coding region runs from base 1 to 1251 and encodes 416 amino acids. The record is from RefSeq and is a predicted model, not a curated record. Gene Ontology annotation, molecular function: epoxide hydrolase activity. The transcript is spliced from 3 exons.
AUGACCACCCCGAAACCUUUCAAGAUCGCUGUUGACGACUCGCUCCUUGCUUUCGUCAACCAGCGUGUUGCUACUGGACGAAUACCUGAAGGUUACAACUUUCCACCGGGAAAAGAAUGGACUUACGGUGUUCCUUCUCAGGAGAUGUCACGGCUGAAGGAGUAUUGGACGCAUAAGUAUGAUUGGAGGGCUGUUGAAGCACGAAUUAACUCUUAUCUCAAAAUGUUUACUAUUCCAAUUGAACACAACGGAGAAUCAUUCUCCAUGCACUUCGUACACCAUCGUUCCGAGAAAGAAGGCGCAGUCCCAAUGCUAUUCCAGCACGGAUGGCCAGGAAGCUUUCUAGAAGUCGAGCCAAUUAUUGACUCACUGGUAAAUCCCUCAGAUCCAUCCCACCAAGCAUAUCAUAUCAUUGCUCCGUCACUGCCAGGCUUCGGAUUCUCCUCUUCGUCAAAAUCCCCGGACUUCACCUUGAUAGACAUAGCCGCAAUCAACAAUAAGAUUAUGCUAGCACUUGGUUACACCAAGUAUAUUGUCCAAGGCGGAGACUGGGGCUCUAUGGUAUCAAGAUUCGCAGCGGUUGGACACUCCGAUAAUGUUCUAGCAUGUCAUGUUAAUAUGAUUGUUGCUACACCGCCUGUGUGGUACACACAGCCGAUUUCAUUCGUGAGAUUUGUGGUUUGGGCUAUUAUGAAUGCGAAGAAGCCGGGAAGCAUGCUAGCGAAAAUGCUGUGGUGGAGAAAGGACGAAAAUGGAUAUCUUGAAAUUCAAGGAACAAAGCCCCAAACACUCACCUAUGCCCUCGCAGACUCGCCAUUAGGACAACUAGCCUGGAUCCGAGACAAAAUGCAACCACUCAUUAGCAACGAUUAUCGAUGGCAAGACGAAGAUGUAAUCACCUGGGCAAUGAUGUACAUUAUCCCUGGUUCUACCGGUUCAUCUGCGAUCUACACCAAUGGCAAGGGCAAGAAAGCGAAAAUCUUCCAGCAAGUACUCCUAGACAAACCACUGCCCGCGAAGCAAGACUUCGGUGCCUCUGUGUUCCCAGACGAUGUCUUCAACGUACCUUAUUUCUGGGCCUCAGCGUGCGUCUCAAAGAAUAUUGUGUUUUGGAAGGAACACGCUGUAGGCGGUCAUUUCGCUUCCACCGAGAAGCCGGUUGAGCUUGUAGAAGAUAUUCGCGAGUUCACGAAGAAUAUUAGGAAGGAAAAUAUGACCGCAUUGAAGCAGAGCGGGAAGUUGAAGCUGUAA